This is a messenger RNA of Eublepharis macularius, 2964 nucleotides long. RefSeq names its product PX domain containing 1 (gene PXDC1). The transcript has 5 exons. The record is from RefSeq and is a predicted model, not a curated record. Gene Ontology annotation, molecular function: phosphatidylinositol binding. Lineage: Eukaryota; Metazoa; Chordata; Lepidosauria; Squamata; Eublepharidae. Bases 20 to 715 code for a protein of 231 amino acids.
AUGCGCGGGCGGCGGCGGGAUGGCCUCGGCCGUGUUUGAGGGCACCUCGCUGGUGAACAUGUUCGUGCGGGGCUGCUGGGUGAACGGCAUCCGGAGGCUGAUUAUCAACCGGCGCGGGGACGAGGAGGAGUUCUUCGAGAUCCGCACCGAGUGGUCGGACAGGAACGUCCUCUACUUGCACCGCAGCUACUCCGACCUGGGCCGCCUCUUCAAGCGCCUGCUCGACUCCUUCCCCGAGGAUCGGCCCGAGCUGUCACAGUCCCCUUUGCUGCAAGGACUAAUUACAAUUAAAGAGUCUCAAGACAUAGAAGCCAGGCUUAAUGAAGUAGAGAAACUUCUCAAGAACAUCAUAAAUAUGCCUUGGAAGUACUCCAGAUCUGAAGUUGUCCUCACCUUCUUUGAAAGAUCUCCUUUAGACCAGGUGUUAAAAAAUGACAACGUCCAUAAAAUUCAACCAACUUUUCAAAGCCCAGUUAAAAUAUCAGAAAUCAUGCGCUCUAAUGGGUUUUGUUUAGCCAAUACUGAAACAAUAGUUAUUGAUCACAGUAUACCAAAUGGAAAAGACAAACACUUGGAUGUAGAUUCAGCAGAACACUUGUUUGAGAACGUUAGUGACUUCACCUCUGAGCUAGAGGAUAGUGAUGAUCCAGCAGCGUAUGUCACCAACUUGUCAUACUACCACCUUGUUCCAUUUGAGACAGAUAUUUUGGACUAAGUCUGUCAAAUGAACUUCAUGGCUGAUGACUUAUUCUAGACAUCCGCUGCCCCAUAGCUUUGCAUUAGUCACACAUGCCAAAGCUAUGUGAUGAACAGCAGAAAAGGGCUAGCUAUAAAUAUUUGUCUUGAAGUGAUAGCUGCUUGGUUCUUCACUGUGGCUUCUAGAGGCACCUGGAAAAGAUGCACCUCUUUCCUGAACAGCUGAGACACCAUUCAUAUUGCCAAAGGAAUGAAAUGAAAACCCCCGUAGCAAAACAUUUUCAAGAAAAGACAUGAUACCGCAAAGUCAGCAGUGGCUAACACAUUGACAAACACAAGUUGGUGCAAAAUAUUACGGGGCGCAUUCUUGCUGAUAUAAGAUCAGACGUGCAAAGAUCAUCCAAACUACUUCUUUCUCAAACUUUCCUACUGUAAUUGUACCUUUUUCUUUGGAAAGUCUCCACUGUUUAAAUACCAACCAUUUUUCUGUUCCUCAAAGUGACCCCUUAUAUCAGGUGUUAUGGUAACUUUUGCUUUGAGAGAUGCCAGAUUAACCAAUGCCUUAUGUCAUGUGUGCCUACAGCAAAAAAUACAUGUUAACAGAUUGCUUAAUUUAUUCCAAGCCUGGAGUUGUUUUAUUGAAUCAUCUGAGGGCCUUUUUCCCUCAUUUGAAAUGCUAGUAUUAAUAAUAAUAAAGGAAACAAGCAAGUUCCAUCCCAAACCAGAUAAGAACCUCAUAAUUUUUAGAUAUUUUGUCUGAAUUUCUAAAGACUCUUAGAAAGAGGAAGGAUUUUUUUUUCUCCUUCACAAACCAGAAAAUGUGGAGAAUUCUCAAUUCUACAGUGUUUACAUAAGGGAGGUGGGGUUUAGCUGUCUAAAAGCUGGAUCACCUGAUUAUGUUCUCCACAAGCAUGCCAUCAAAAAUGGACUUCCAAUGUUGACUGAUUUCCAUCUCUGCCAUGCCAGAAUGAGAAAUACUAAGGAACUUGAAGCAGGAACACGAAGACUUGUGGCAUGAUGGUGCUAACUCCUACAAUAAAUAGGUCUGUAAAGUUGUAAGUACGAUAAGAAUCAUGUACCACUGGGAGAUUAUUUGCAGCAACAUGCCUAUGGCAACUGUUAACAUGCUCCAUUCUUAGGAUAAAUCUGUCUCUGAUCUUGCAUAAAGGUGAUGUCAUGACAGUACAAAUUAACAGUACUUAUACAAUCAUAAUGAACAUGGGAAAUGUAGCAGAAAUCCCUCAACUCAUCAAUGGUCCCUAUUACCCCACAUACACACCCUUCCUAUUCAACAUUGUAAGUAUCCCCCAAAGGCACUGGAAAUGCACACAUGUUCCUUUAGUCCCUGCUCUAUCCCACUUUUGCAUCUUAUUUUCCAUUCCUCCUGUUUCUUUAGCAGCUACAGAGCAUGUAGCAGUUUGAGUAGUGUAGCUUCUUCCAACAAGUUGCAGAAACUCAAAAGAGAUUUUUAUCUAUGCUGCUGUUAAAGCACAAGAGCACCCUUAAAGAUGCCUACCAUGUUAAAUAUUCUUUUCAGUGAGCCAGGAGGAAAAGAAUGAUAGCUCUUGUACUCCAUUAUGGAAACAGGACACAGUCAAGGCCCCCAGAUCCGAGACACAUAGGGGUGAAAGGAAGAAUUUGCAUUAUGUGCUAGUGAGGUAGUUUGUGGUGUCCAUUAGAUACUUGAUGCAGUAGGCUGGGGGUGGGGGGGAGGCCUUAAUUCCUUUGAAUGGUGCUGUGUUAACCCUAUUCUUGGCACAGAUUGAUGGAACUGCAAAACACCUGUUGUCACCAUUCACCUCACGCUAUAUUGACUUCAACUGGCUUAAUAGAUAUUUCUUCUAUCCAGGGAAUCUUGGAACUGUAUUUCUGUGAUCAGUUCUCACUAAACCAGUAUUAGUACUGGUUCCCAUAUAGUUAUAGAACUAUAUAGAUAUAGUUCUCAGGAUUCUUUGGAGGAAGCCAUGAUCAUUUUAAAAACUGGUACAGGUUUAUAAGUGUAGAAGUGGUUGUUUUCAGAAUGGUAUUCCUGCCAGAAUUUAUGUACAGGAUUUGGAAAAAAAUACAUUCCAAGUUACUUGUCUUCUUGUUUUUUUCCUCAGUCCAGAGGAAUAUGGUACAUCUCCUGUGAACCUUUCAGUGUUCUUUUGUAUAAUAAUUGUAAAACAAAAUUUGCUAAUGUAAAUAGUAAUAAAUUAUUGCGAACCCUAAUUCUUUUGCAGGAUGUUUCUGAUAUAUUUUAAUGAAAUAAAAUAUUACUCCUCUUAA